AUGUCCCACGACUCCCACGUCGAAGAUUCUCAGAGAUGGAUCGACCAGGUGAUGGCGAGGAUUAUCGAGAAUCUUGGAUUGGACGUUGACAAAGCUCGAUACGAAAUCUCCAAAUCUAUCAACUUUCUAGUGACAACCAUAUAUUACGUACGCCUGCAGUUUAAGAAUAAAGAAAACGAUCAGAACGAGGAAUUGUCUAUGGUGCUAAAGAGACCCACGAAGAACUUCAUCCACAUAGGUCGCAUCGAUUUUCAAUUUGAAAACGAGAUUCUGUUCUAUCAAACGUACGUCCAACCGAACGAGAGGCAUUUUUACGCAAGAUGUUACUACGCCGAAAAACGGUCGCCCACCGAUUUCGUGAUCGCCCUGGAGAACGUUAACGAACGAGGAUAUCAUUCUUGCUCGUACCCACACAACGCUCCUUUCGAGUACACGUUGGCAGCGAUGCGCGAGUUAGGACGAUUUCACGGUAAAGGGUACGUCAUGAAGGAACUGCAGCGGGAAAAGUUCUUCGAUGUCGUGGCGCGACUGCAAGAGCCUAGAUACGCGAAAGGAUACGUGAUGGAAGCUUGUUUCAAUGUUACGGCGACGCGAUCGCUGGAAUAUCUCCGCAGACAAGGCUACGAUGCAGCUUUCUGCGACAGGAUGGAAGCCAUCCUUACGAACGCGUUUGACGAAGUGAUGAUGAAGAUAAUCAAGCCGCUUGAACCUCUGGCCACGAUGUGCCACGGCGACUUUCUAUUGAACAACAUUCUCUUCAAGGCGGAUGAGGGUGGACGAUAUCGCGCGAUGCUGAUCGAUUUCGCGCUUAUUAGAUAUUCGACGCCCGUCGUCGAUCUCUCCACGUAUUUCUACAACUGUUGCUGGAAUGAAGAGAUACGAGAGAAAUUUUUCGACAUCAUGCGGGCUUAUCACGACGCGCUGAUGGAGUAUUUGCUGGACGCUGGCGUUCAAGACAUUGAGAAAUAUUCAUAUAACGCUCUGUUGGACGAUUUUAGGAGGGGCGCUCUCUUCGGUUUUAUUGUCGUAUCCCAAUUUUUACCGGCAAUAUUGGGAUAUCUCAAACUAGAAGCGAUAGUACAAGACACAAUUAGUCUAGGCGCGUUGGGAUAUGCAAAGAAGCAUAAAUAUGACGGCGGAGACGAAGUAUGUAAAAUACUUGCUGAUAUAUUGCUGCAUCUGAGAGAUCUUGGCUGCUUGAAACAUAUUUUAUAA
Molecule: messenger RNA, 1215 nt
Organism: Temnothorax curvispinosus
Lineage: Eukaryota; Metazoa; Arthropoda; Insecta; Hymenoptera; Formicidae
Exons: 1
Coding region: 1-1215 (404 amino acids)
Source: RefSeq, a predicted model, not a curated record